Molecule: messenger RNA, 5613 nt
Organism: Dama dama (fallow deer)
Lineage: Eukaryota; Metazoa; Chordata; Mammalia; Artiodactyla; Cervidae
Gene: ZSCAN16
Product: zinc finger and SCAN domain containing 16
Exons: 4
Coding region: 205-744 (179 amino acids)
Biological process (GO): regulation of transcription by RNA polymerase II
Molecular function (GO): DNA-binding transcription factor activity, RNA polymerase II-specific; RNA polymerase II cis-regulatory region sequence-specific DNA binding
Source: RefSeq, a predicted model, not a curated record
GCUUCCUAGAGCGGCCCGGAAGUGCCUGGCUGAAAGCAGCGGAGCGUCGAUUGGUCGGUCAGUCUUUGUUCGGGCCGCCCCAAAGGACGCUAGCUGUCGCACCUGUUCCUCCUGGCGUGAGGUUUUUCUCUGAGACAAGAUUCUGAGAGAUUCCCCUUGACUCAGCCCCAGAUAGAGGAUUAAUCUCCUGAAAAACAGCCCAGAAUGACCACAUUUCUGGAACUUGAAGAACAAAAAGGACUUCUAAUAGUUAAAGCAGAAGACCACUACAGGGGACAGGACUCCAUCUCACAAAAGUCCAGUCCUCACAGAAGGGAACUCUUCAGGCAGCACUUCAGGAAGCUCUGCUAUCAGGACGCACCUGGACCCCGUGAAGCUCUUACCCAGCUCUGGGACCUUUGCCGCCAGUGGCUGAGGCCAGAAUGCCACACAAAAGAGCAGAUUUUAGACCUGCUGGUGCUUGAACAAUUCCUAAGCAUUCUCCCCAGGGACCUGCAAGCAUGGGUGCAGGCACACCAUCCAGAGACUGGAGAGGAGGCAGUGACUGUGCUGGAGGAUCUGGAGAGAGAGCUUGAUGAACCUGGAAAGCAGGUUCCAGGCAAUUCAGAAAGACAGGAUGCACUUUUGGACAAGUUGGCUCCCUUGAGAAGGCCACAUGAGUCAUUGACUAUCCAGCUUCAUCCCAAGAAGACCUGGCAGGAGCAGAAAUCUGGGGAGGCCCAAAGAAAUGGGAACCAAGAGUGAGAAAAGAGCAGAAGUAAGGAAACCAGUCAAGAGCCUACUGUAGUAACCCAGAUGAGAGAAGGCAGUGGCACCGACCAAAGUGGACAUGAAGAGAAAUAAACAGAUUCAAGGUAUAUUUUGGAGAGAACGCCAGAACAAUUUGCUAAAAGAAAAGACUGGUAUAGACCCCUAAAUUCUCACACAAAAAGAUGUUUAAUACUGGGUUAAACAUUUGAAAUUCCAUUUUUGUACAGUCAAAUAUCAUCAAUUUCAAAUGAUUUAACUUGGUAGAAACAAAAUAAGAACAGAGAAGAAUCUAGAGAGAAAUGGAAUAGGAAAAGGGACUCUGAAGGGCCUAAUUGUGAAAUGAAAAUCUGUAUACUUUCCUCCUUAAAACUCUCUGUGGAAGGUACCCUUUGUUAAGCUCUUUGUCUAGACAGAAACUGCCAACAAACCUGAUUCAGAACACCACUAUAAUAACAUGUCUCAGUACAGACUUUCUUCUGGAUUGCAUAUUUCCUAAACUGGUAAAAUCAGGUUAUCAAUGAAAGGCAGUAGAGCAGAGGUUAAGAGCAGACCUGGGUAUGAAUCCUUGCUUUUCCUGUUUCUAAUUAUAUGACCUUGGCAUAUCCAUUUUCUGUGCCUCACAUCCCCCAUCUGUAAAACAGUGGUAACAUGGUGUCUACCUCAAAAAGUAGGAAUUACAGAAGGGACCAAAUGUUUUGGGUUUAAAACAGUGCCUGCACAUAGUAAAUACUGUUAGCAUUAGACUAGGCCAAUAGUGCUGUUAAGUCUUUUUGUUCAUCAAAAUGCAUCAUGUUCAGCAUUUCUUCCCCUCAAAGCUGCUUAAAUUAGUUGAGUGGUAUUUCGUCUUCAUGAAUUCACUGCAGCAACUGUUGCUGUUGUGUAUGUGUUUUCCCGUAAUGCUAACAAUUACCCUAAUUCUGAACUGCUCGUUAAAUACCUAACCCCAGUCCCAGCCCGGACGGGCCCACCCGACGGAGAACACCAUCCGCGCCGCCCUCACAUGGGCACUCACCCGCCAGCCCUCGUCUCCCGGCGCUUUCCAGCCCCUGGCGCUGGGCCGAGCUCACAGCGCCGUUUACCCGGCCGCAAAGGCCGGCCCGGGAGCUCUGGAACCGUUAGCUACCGGAAGUGGCCGAGACGCGCGAGAGCGCGAGGCAAGGGGCCGGUCUUUCCCGGAUCCAGAAGCACUGAGGUUGGCGCCUGGGAAGGAACUCAGGACCCCAGGUGGAGGAGGCGGAGAACCGUUUGAGGGAUCCGAGAACUCCGUCAUUUAAGUGGGUUCUUGGGAGAGAAAGGAAGUAGGUCAUCUUUCCAACAUGAACUUGAAAUAAGUCAUGUUCUUCUAUACCGUCCUCUCUCUCAUUUUCGCUGUUUUACACACCUCAUUUUUGGAUUCCUAGAGAAGGCUUUCUGAUUAAAGUGAAAUCUGAGCCAGACCUUGAAGGAUGGACAGUUUAGAUAAGUGCAGAGUAGUAGGAAGUGUACUUCUAGCAGAAGGGUCAGUAUGAGCAAAAGUGUGAUACUGAGUGAAAUAGCAGAUAGGAGAAUCAAGCCACCUUCUAUUAAGUCAGACAUUAAAGAGAUUUGCAGAAAUGUGAAAUGAUUCCACCCCUUUUACUUUUUUUGAAAAUACAGAUAAACUUCAUAAAAUAUUAAAGUAACAUAAAAUGUUACCUAACAUGUAAUGGGUACCUUACUAUUAUUUUAAAGAAAAACUUUUAAUUCCUCAGUUUUAAUUUCGAACACAGCAAAUCUUGUUGGAUAUGACCCAUGUAAACAAACUCUUUGGAGUCCUCACUAGUUUUUAAGAAUAUAAAAGGAGUCAUGAGAACAAAAUAUUUGAGAAUAUGCUAUUCCAUAUACUAUAUGAAGUGAUGCUUCUGAAACUAAAAUGUAGAGCAACUAUGGAAAAUGCAGGAAUACCUUGAGGCCCUAGGUGUGGGAAAUGUUUGGAGUCUUAUUAGAAACAUGUCAUCUGCUUAUACAAGCAGGGAAAGUAUGAAUGACCAGAGUCUUAUUUUUUUGUGUUUUGGUGGGUCUUUCAUUGCUGUUGGACCUAGUGACUCAGGAAGUUUAAAAUAUGUUCUAAACCCUGGUGUGGCUAAUUCUAGUAGUGAUUUAAAAGGGUUAAAAGUUUAUUUUUCACAGUAAGAAGUCAAUAAGUAAUAUAUCUAUACUUGAAAAAUUCAAGAAAUGUUAGUGUUAACAUGUUAUUUUUAAAUGUGGAGGUUAGUAAAAAAGUAAGGAGUUAAAGUGGUUGCCUCUGAGGAAUAGAUAUUGAUAACAAAAGGGAAGAGUGAGGCCUGGUGUUUAUCACACCAUAAGCCUCAGAGUACUAUUAAUUUUAUUUACUUUUUAAAAAUGUCUUUUUAUUAGUAAAAUGCACAAAUCAGAUGUGCAACUCAAUGAAUUUUUAUAAUAUGUGCAACCAUGUAACUACAACUCCAACCCAUAGUAAACUUUUAUCUUCUGUCACCACAGAUAUUAUGAAUCUUGAUAUUAAUUUUACUUAAACAAAUGCUCACACAAGGCUACUUUUAUUCAACGUAAUAGGUAGGAAGUUAGACAUGAGCAACUGGAGGGGUGGCCUGGCUGAAAGGGAUGCAAUCUGAUCUCUAAACUCCAUCCCAGACACACCCAGGAAAGCUCACAGAUAGGCUACAAAAUAACCACAGAGACAUUUCAACUCCUACACAUGGACCCUAGGCACACAGUGGAUACAAAAUGACCAGUGACUUCCCCAAGUAACCUUAGGCUAUUAGGAGCCUAUUAAGGAUUCAUGAAUAUUCUGCAUCUAAUUAUAACAAAAUUAUGGGAAGACAUAAACAAUACAACUUGCUGUCAUAUAACAUAACUCAGCCUUGAGUUAUAAUAUAACUCAGCCUUGAGUAUAUGCCCAUUUGCAUUCCCUUUCAUUUAUUGGUGGUGAGUGCAAGCCCUACUUCGCACUAGGUAUAACCAAAAGAAGGAAACUGGAAGUAUAAAAUGGGGAAGCCAAGAGAGCUCAAAAGGAAAGACGAGGAGGAUUGGACUAAUGGAAGAUCUAUCUGUCUUUGUUGUUCUACUUUUUUUGGUCCAUUGCUCCAGAAAAAGAAAUAAACCAACAUAACAAAUUUUUUUAGAUUUAUUCAUGUUGUUCAUCUAUCAGUGCCAUACUUAGUUACUGAGUUGUGUCUGACUCUUUGUGACCCCAUGGGCUAUAGCCCACCAGGCUCCUCUGUCCGUGGGGAUUGUCCAGACAAGAUUACUGGAAUGGGUUGCUAUGCCCUCCUCCAGGGGAUCUUCCCAACCCAGGGACUGAACCCAGGUCUCCCACAUUGCAGGCAGAUUCUUUACCAUCUGAGCCCUCAGGAAAGCCUUAUCUAUCAGUAGCUGCUUUUAGUUUCUGACUGUAUGAUCAGUUUAGUUUCUGUUGUAUGAUCAUAACAGUAUUUGAUUUUCUCUUCUCCUUUUGAUGAACUAAUUUGGGCCUAUUAUGAAUAAUUACGAAUUAUGAAUAAAGCUGCUAUGGACUUAACGGUUUUAUGUCUUAGGUAAAAAUACCUAGGGGUGAAAUUACUGGGCUAUAAUGUAGGCAUUAUUUAAUUUUAUUAAAAAUUGCUACUUUUCAAACUAGUUGUACCAUUUUACACUCUAGCAGUAUAUAAGAGUUCAGUUGCUUCAUGUCCUCACUUCAGUUCAGUUCAGUUGCUUAGUCAUGUCUGACUUUUUGCGACCCCAUGGACUGCAGCAUGCCAGGCCUCCCUGUCCACCACCAACUCCCGGAGUUUACUCAAACUCAUGUCCAUUGAGUCGGUGAUGCCAUCCAACCAUCUCAUCCUCUGUUGUCCCCUUCUCCUACCUUCAAUCUUUCUUCAGGGUCUUUUCCAAUGAGUCAGUUCUUCACAUCAGGUGGCCAAAGUAUUGGAGUUUCAGCUUCAGCAUCAGUCCUUCCAAUGAAUAUUCAGGACUGAUUUCCUUUAGGAUGGACUGGUUGGAUCUCCUUGCUCUCCUAUAUCCUUUCUAGCACUCAGUAUUGUCCGUCAUUUUCAUUUUAGCCAUUCUAAUGGAUGUGUGAUGGUCUUAAUUUUAUAUUCCCUUGAUGAAUAAUGAUUUUUAGUACCUUUUCAUGAACUUAUUGAUAAUUCAUAUAUCUUCUUUGGUAAAGUGUGUGUCCAUAACUUUUGCCUAUUUACGUUUGUUUUCUUAUGAUUGAGCUGUAAGAGUUCUUUAUAUAUUCUGGAUACCAGUUGUCAGAAAUAUGUAUUGAAAAAAUAUUUUCCAUUCUAAAUGGAAUAUUUCCAUCCUAAGUAUUUUCCAUUCCAUUUUUCAUUUCUUAAAUGGUGCUUUUUGCUGAGCAGAAAAUUUAAAUUUUGAUGAAGUCAAAUUUAGCAAUUUUAUCUGUUAUUAGUGCCUUAUGAGAAAUCUUUGCUUAGGUUACACUGUUUCAUUUCUACUACCUAUGUGUACAACUUUGAUUUUAAAAACUUGUUUUUUAAUGUAAAAAUGAAACAGCAUAGUUCUAGUCUGUUGACAGUUAUUUUCAGUUUUCAUCUCUGGUGGGAAGCAAAAACUGUGAAAUAACAAAAGUAUUUUGAAAGAGUUGAAACACUGUAACUUCUGUGUUUAUUGUUAUUUGUUUUAUUGUGAUGAUUAGCUGACAAAACUCUUACAAGCAAAUCAAUACUACUAAGGCUUAGUCCUGAGGACAGACAUUUUUAGGUUAAGGUUGGGGACUGGAUAGAAACAUUGGUGGUGGUGGCUAUCAGCAGGAUCAGAUAAGGAGGGAAAAUUAAGACGAAGAUUGGAGGGAUACCUGAAAACCUAUCAUAAAUGGAUAGUUAGAAAAAAUGUUAAAGGAAUAAAAAUGGGGGACCAAAACAG